GACGACACACAACACGUCGCGUUUGCGUCAUCAUACCGUGAACAGCGCUCAAACGGGGAGGACUUGGGAUGAUAGAGUGUAAAGUGCUACAUUAGAAACUUAUAUUUAUUUCAAAUGUUUCUAAUAUUGAAAUUAUAAGUACAAACGUUAUAGGAUAGGUUUUUCUUCACGGUCGCCGCCAUCAUGGCGUCGGACGAACAGUUCUCGCUAUGUUGGAACAAUUUCCAUGCGAAUAUGUCAGCAGGCUUUCAUGGCCUGCUGUCGCGUGGAGAUUUAGUAGAUGUAACAUUGGCUGCCGAAGGUAGAUUACUACAGGCACACAAAUUAGUUUUAUCAGUAUGUUCUCCCUAUUUUCAAGAAAUGUUCAAAAUGAACCCCACUCAACAUCCCAUAGUAUUUUUAAAAGAUGUUAGUCAUUCAGCGCUUAGAGACUUAUUACAGUUUAUGUACCAAGGUGAAGUUAAUGUUAAGCAAGAGGAAUUAGCGUCGUUUAUUAGUACCGCGGAACAACUUCAAGUUAAAGGUUUAACCGGUAAUCAAAAUGAAGAAAGUUCUACGCCAUCCAAACCAAAGCCGACUUCGAGGCCAGGCCCGAGGUCGUCACAACAAAGGCAAUCUGUUAUGACUAAGUUAGAGACUGAUUUAGAUUCUAAGCCCUCCUCAACUCCAGUAGCAAUUAAGAGACCAAAUAGGCCAUCAAUAGCAUCAAAUAAUUCGUCGUCAUCUCAAAGUGGACCUGCGAAAAGAAAAUGUGUAGACCCCUUAGAAGCCGGCCCAUCAGGAUCAGCCAAAGAGGAAUUUGUCACGAUACCAGACGAGGAUGAAAAUAAUGCUGUUGCCCCCAAAAUGGAACCCGAAUUUGUUAAUGAAAGUUUAUGGGAUGAAGACGACGACGGCACGAAUAAUGAUGAAACGAACUUUGGCGAAGAUGACUCGAAUAUGGAAAUGACUGGUUUUGAUGGCUCAACGACUGGCGAUGGCAAUUUAACUGGCGGAGGGGAGGGUGGUGCUGUGGGUGACGCACAAGUUGCAGGCACAGGUUUACCAGCAGAUGCGCCGCCUACUCUGGGCUUGCCAUUCCCUUUCCCCUGCUUCCCUGGACAGUUCCGGUACUGCCUCAGCAAGCGAGGGAAACCAGCUAUUGAAGUGGGCGCUCACCGGUUCUGCUUUAACGGUCGAGCUGCGAGUGGGAAAGUUUGGUGGCGUUGUUCCAGGAACCCGCGCUGUCGCGCUGCCGUACACACCUUCGGAUUGAGGGUCGUCCAAAUGAACAGCGCUCACACUUGCGGUGUUCGUGCUACUCCUCUCCGACCCAUGUUUUAAAGCGCUCUCUAUCUCAAAAACCCCGAGUCUCAUUUGAUUAUACGUUCAAAAUUAUAGCGACCGUCGGCAGUGAAAUUGUGUUGGCACAGUCAGAGAUCUCAAUGGAGCUAUUUUUUCGGUGUCGUCUGUCGGAUGUAGAAUGUCGUUAUAUCAGUUGGCUCGAAAAAAAUUAUUCGAAUGGAAUGUUACAAAUAAUGUUUGUGCCUUUGUGCCGACGGUUAUCAAACUCUUUUUGUUCGUUGAGCUCAUGCAAGCGUUAGUUUGCAGCUAUCUAUUGAAUCUCCAAAGAGAUUACAGACAUGAACAAUCUCUGGUUGAUGGACAUGGUCUGUGUAAAGUAUACGAAUCUAGUGAUAUUACAUAUUAACAUAGAUCCGAGUCUUCGUAAAUAGUUUCCGAGUCGAUCACUGUUAUCUUGAACGGUACUAUUGUUUGUAAUUGAUCUUUAUUGUAUCGGUAAGUGCUGAACAAUCAGCGCUCGGACUCUAUAUAGUCUAUAUAGGACAGUGAACACGAAACAUUGUUUGCAAAAUAUUUUUUAAGGCUGUACUAAGGCAACGUUUAUAAAAACGUCCUAUCUCAAAUGUAGUAUUUACCUAAGAGUAUUUGGAUUGCAUAAUAAGAAAUAAUUAUAUCAGCGACAGAAUAUUGAAGGCCAGUAUUUUUUUACAGUCUUUAUCACAAUACAUUUAUACAGAGAAUAUUUUUUAGUGAGAGCGUUAAGCUAGAAGAUGUUUCUUGCCUGCGUCAGUCUAGAUCUUCCGUGCGACCCUCCUAGAUGUAGUUCGUUGUACAAAGUGAUAGUUCUCUUAUGACGUAAGUAUUUUUAUAUAUUACUUUUACAUAUUUUUUUACAAUUUUAUUCGCGUAAUGUAAAUACAGAUAGAUUGUUGGAAAGUAUCCCGUUCGGUUUUGGUUAGCGGACAGUAUUUUGUUUGGUGUGUUGUCGGAUGGAGUAUUUGUGUCGGAAGGUUGUUGAUAUCGAGUCAUGACGUGUAUACGAUGUUAGUAAGCUAAUGUAACGACUUGUUAAGUUAGGAAGCUGCAUUUAUUGAAAUUACUUAAUUAUAAUACUCAAUGUAUACGUUUAAGAUUAAGCUUUUUGUUUUUUUUUUUUUCAAGUGAGAUUUUUUAUUAUUAUUAUUAUUUUUUUUUUUUUUACCUUUAUUAAGAUUUUUUUUUAUAUAUUAUUGCUUUUAGUUAGUACUUAAAUACCAUAUUUUUAUGAAAUAUUCGACGUUAUAGCCUUGGCUGUACUUACACAAAGAUUUAUUUUUGGAUACAAUAGAUUUUAUACCGCACAAUGUUAACCAUGUAACAGAUAUACGAAGAUGUAUUAGUUCAACCAUUACGUAUACGACCUAUGUUUAAGUUAACCUUUGGAGUAUUAUUCUUGAAGUAUUAUUUUGUAUGUGAUAAGAUGUUUUAUAUUAUUUUAGUGGAAAGUGUUUAUGGAUAAUGUUAGCCGGCGAGUGUCGCCAGCGCAGAGUGUAGUGAAUACUGGUAGUGGGAAAUGUUCUCUCUGUGUAUACGUACGUACAAAGAAACGAUAUUAUAUUGAACUGCUGUCAUUAAA
Messenger RNA from Danaus plexippus (monarch butterfly), 2899 nucleotides. RefSeq names its product protein tramtrack, beta isoform (gene Mod(mdg4)). The transcript is spliced from 5 exons. Gene Ontology annotation, cellular component: nucleus. The record is from RefSeq and is a predicted model, not a curated record. Bases 184 to 1323 code for a protein of 379 amino acids. Gene Ontology annotation, molecular function: protein binding. NCBI's taxonomy places the organism in Eukaryota, Metazoa, Arthropoda, Insecta, Lepidoptera, Nymphalidae. Gene Ontology annotation, biological process: regulation of transcription by RNA polymerase II.